This is a messenger RNA of Poecilia reticulata (guppy), 1236 nucleotides long. NCBI's taxonomy places the organism in Eukaryota, Metazoa, Chordata, Actinopteri, Cyprinodontiformes, Poeciliidae. The record is from RefSeq and is a predicted model, not a curated record.
UUUAGUUUUUAUGGCUGAUGCCUCUGAUGUCACGUUGCUCAGGUGUGUCUGUCUCCUCCCCGCCGGCAGGAAGCUUUUAAAAGCUCCCCGUUUCUCCUGACCUGCAGUUCUCUGUCAGACUCCCAGCAGAAUCAUGCCUGAAGUUGAGGUAACAUACUCCGAGGUGAAGUUCACCAAAUCAGCGCCCAAAGAUAAUAAUUCUUCAUCCACUGACACCACUUAUUCUGAAGUCCAGCUUUCGAAACUGGAAGACACAAAGGAUUUAUCUAUUCACGUAAAAAAAAAAGAGGCAGAUGUUCAACAACCCAGACGGGACAGGAAGUCCAAAAUGUCUCCAGCGGUUCUGGUGGUUCUCGUCGUUCUCGUCGUUCUCUUGGCAGCUGCUGCCAGCGGCUUGGUUGUACUUUAUAUAACGAACAACGAAGCUGUCCAAAGCCUGAAUGAGAAGAUCGACAUGUUGAAGAAAAACUCCUCAGAAAGCAUCGACCAGCCUACAUGUCCACCACCAGCAACAUGUCCAUCUUGUCCCACUACGUCUUCUUGUCCUACUUCUGGAACCACAGAACCGCUGCCACCAACAUGUCCGCUUCCAACAUGUCCUCCUCCUCCAACAUGUCCUCCUCCAACAUGUCCUCCUCCAACAUGUCCUCCUCCAACAUGUCCUCCUCCUUCAACAUGUCCUCCUCCUUCAACAUGUCCUCCUCUAACAUGUCCCCCCACAACAUGUCCGACUUCUCCAACAUGUCCAGAACCUUCAACGUAUCCUCCAACUAAUACAACAAGAAAUGAGACAAGCAGCCCGAGUCCAUAGGUGGAGGAACAGGGUGAAUGUAACAAUACGAUGGACUGCUUGGGGGACGAUGAAGACACAAAACUCUGAGGAGAUCCUGUGGUUGGACAGAGAUUAUGAUGAGAAGUAUUUGUGAGAAAGAAGCAGAACUGCAGCUGUGUUUCUGUGUGUGAAGUUCAAUUCAGUCCAGAAAACAGCUUCAUAUCUCUGCACAUUUUAUAGAGAUGAUUACCGGAUAAAUGUUCUGAUUCUAAGAGAUCUUUACCUUAUUUUUCACUUUCUGUAACAGCAGGUCUCCUGUUAAACAUGUAAAAUCAUUAAAAUGUGUUUUCAGCUUUUACGAGCUUCUUGUUUUUAUAGUAACUGUCGAACGAUGAGGUAAUGAGGUUCAAUCAUCAAGUUCUCCACUUUAAGAACUUUGGGGAAAAAACAUUUCAUCACAUUGU